AUGACGCUUCCGAACCGCAGCGGGUACGUCCCGGGCCCGCGCCGACAGCCACGAGCAGAGACGACAGCAGCGCUGCCGCGUCGAGUUCGAGGAGACCCACCGUUGAGAGCAGCGCCCGAGACGAUGCAGCGGGAGCUGCGGCUGAUGCUGCGGUCGCUGUCGCCUGCUGCUGGCGGAGCGGCUCUGCCGUCGGUGGGUCCGACCUCUGCAGCGAGUGCGGCGUUGGUGGGGCAGUGCCGCAAUCAGUUGCUCGAGGACGAGUCGUUCCAAGCGAACGAGCGUUUCCAGGGACUGCUGCUGUUGGCCAAUCACUCGGCGGUCGACGCCGCACCCGGUGCGGUCGAUCCCUUUGCUGCAGCGAUGGCGCAGAUGCCAACGAGUCCACAGUCCCCUCCUUUAGCGUUCAGCGCGUCCAGCGACGGCGAAGAAGAGGCGGGCGAGACGAGCCGAUCGCCGCCGUACGUGGAAGCCGAGUCGUUGCAGACUAUGGCCCAUGCGGCGCGCACAGUGGUGCAAGACCCAACAGUCUCAGCAGAACAGCAGCAGCAGUACUCUUCACCGAGUCCUGCCAGUGCGGAGAAAGGCGGCAGCUCGGCACCUCAGCUGCCAAUGUCUCUGGCGGGAAUCUCGCCCUACGCCAUGGAGCUCGCGGCUCGCAACAGUUUGCCCAAGAAACGCUCGAGUCUUUCCAAGGUGUCCAAGAAGCUGAUGCACGACUGGUUUGAGCACAAUUUGCACCAUCCGUAUCCGACAGAAGAGGAGAAGGACUGGCUGGCUCAACGAGGCGGCAUUACACUAGAACAGGUCAACAACUGGUUCAUCAACACGCGCGGUCGAAAGUGGAAGCCCAUGCUCAAUCGACUCAUGGCGGAGAAACAAGCGGGAGACUGCAAGUUGUACGACCAAAUGGUGGAGAAGAUUGAGGAGCCUUACCACAAGUUCUAG
Messenger RNA from Hyaloperonospora brassicae, 945 nucleotides. Lineage: Eukaryota; Oomycota; Peronosporomycetes; Peronosporales; Peronosporaceae. The record is from the annotation of a GenBank genome assembly.